GUCAGAGCCAAAAUGGCGGCGUAUCGGAGCGGAACCACAGACGCGGAGGGUUUCGGGUAAAAGAAGCGAAAGUUCCGCGUUUUCCUGCGAACCCCGCGCCGCGCCGGACCCGGACCCGCGGGCGCGCACCUCCCCGGACCCGCCGAACCGCGCCUCCGUCCGGACCGCGCUUAAAUGACCUGGACAUGGCGGAGAGGCGGGUGGAGUGCCAGUGGAAGAGACACGUUUUGGAGCAGCUCAGACUGAGAGAUCGAGUCCAGAGACACGCCUUCGAGGAGCUCGUCCACCAGUAUAACCGUCUCCUGGAAAAGGCCGACCUGCAGGCGGUUCUGUCCGAGCGAUACCAGACCGACAAAUAUGACGCUCCCAGACUCCACGACGGCAGCGCCGGCGCCGACUCGAGCCGCAGCGACGCCCUCCAACAGGAAAUGGCCCAAAUGAGAAUCAGACACCAGGAAGAACUGACGGAACUGCACAAGAAGAGAGGAGAGUUGGCUCAGAGCGUCAUCGAUCUGAAUAACCAGAUCCAGCAGAAGGACCGAGAGAUCCAGAGCAACGAGGCAAAGAUGUUGGAGCACCAGCAGCAGAUCAGCACUUUGGAGGGAGACUGUCGAGAGCUCCGGAACACACUACAGGAGCUGGAGCGGGCGAAUCAGACUCUGAAGGACGAGUACGACGCUCUGCAGAUCACCUUCAGCGCUCUGGAGGAGAAACUGAGGAAGACCUCAGAGGACAACCAGGAGCUGGUGUCCAGGUGGAUGGCUGAGAAAGCCCAGGAGGCCAACAGGCUGAACGCCGAGAACGAGAAGGACACCAGACGGAGACAGGCCAAACUACAGAAGGAGCUCGCAGACGCCGCCAAAGAACCUCUGCCCCUCGACCCAGACGACGACAUUGAGGUUUUGGCCGAAGACUCGAGUAAAGGAGGAAGUGGAGGAGGAAGUGGAGGAGGAGGAGGAGAGACGUCGCCGCACCGAGCGCUCACCCGGACGUCCAGCAGUAAGAAGCAGACGCCGGCGCCCCCUGGAGGACUCCUCGACUCCAUCUCCAACAUUUUCGGCGUCUCUGAGUGUGGACGUCCUCCUCUGCACAGGCGCAGACACACAAACUCUCUCAGCUCUCCGCCCGAGGACACAGAGACCCCUGCUGGUGUGUGUGCGGAAGUGCGCGUCCCCAAGACCGCCCUGCACGUGUUCGAGGCUCACGAUGGGGAGGUGAACGCCGUGAAGUUCAGUCCAGGCUCGAGGCUCCUGGCGACGGGAGGAAUGGACCGAAGAGUCAAACUCUGGGAAGUGAUCGCAGGUCAUUGUGAGGCCAAAGGAGCUCUGACCGGGAGCAACGCAGGAAUCACCAGCAUCGACUUCGACAGCGCCGGUUCGUAUCUUUUGGCCGCUUCCAACGACUUUGCGAGUCGCAUCUGGACCGUGGACGACUCCAGACUCCGGCACACUCUGACCGGUCACAGUGGGAAGGUUCUGGCCGCUCGUUUCCUCCUGGACAACGCUCGAAUCGUCUCCGGGAGCUACGACCGAACGCUCAAACUCUGGGACCUGAAGAGCAAAGUCUGUAUGAAGACGGUGUUCGCCGGCUCCAGCUGUAACGACAUCGUGUGCACGGAGCAGUGUGUGAUGAGCGGCCAUUUUGACAAGAAAGUCCGAUUCUGGGACAUCAGGUCGGAGAGUAUAGUUCGGGAGUUGGAACUUCAGGGCAGAGUGACGUCGUUGGACUUGAACCACGACAGAACAGAGCUGCUCUCCUGCUCCAGAGACGACCUGCUCAAGAUCAUCGACCUGAGGACCACCGCCGUCAGACAGACCUUCAGUGCCCAGGGUUUUAAAUGUGGAGCCGACUGGACCAGAGUCACCUUCAGUCCUGAUGGCAGUUAUGUGGCCGGCGGCUCAGCAGACGGAGCUCUGUACGUGUGGAACGUGCUCACGGGGAAAGUCGACCGAGUCCUCGACAAGAACCACAAUUCUGCCAUAAACUCGGUGUCGUGGUCUCCGUCGGGCGCGUACGUGGCGAGCGUGGAGAAGGGCAGCCGCGCCAUCCUCUGGUCCGACAUGUGACCGGCGCCGACCAAUGGGGACGCGGCGCCGCUCAGAGACUGAAUGUGAUUGGACGUUUGUGUUUUAAACGAACUGUGUCUGACGUCUGUGAAUCUGCUCCAAUAAACAAAAGAUUUAUUUAUGUCCCA
Messenger RNA from Boleophthalmus pectinirostris (great blue-spotted mudskipper), 2194 nucleotides. It is a transcript of the gene atg16l1, whose product is annotated as ATG16 autophagy related 16-like 1 (S. cerevisiae). Lineage: Eukaryota; Metazoa; Chordata; Actinopteri; Gobiiformes; Gobiidae. The record is from RefSeq and is a predicted model, not a curated record. The transcript has 21 exons. The coding region runs from base 186 to 2066 and encodes 626 amino acids. Gene Ontology annotation, biological process: autophagosome assembly; negative stranded viral RNA replication. Gene Ontology annotation, cellular component: autophagosome membrane. Gene Ontology annotation, molecular function: protein binding.